This is a messenger RNA of Cydia splendana, 2958 nucleotides long. It is a transcript of the gene TM9SF2, whose product is annotated as transmembrane 9 superfamily member 2. Gene Ontology annotation, cellular component: membrane. The coding region runs from base 214 to 2193 and encodes 659 amino acids. The record is from RefSeq and is a predicted model, not a curated record. The transcript has 9 exons. Lineage: Eukaryota; Metazoa; Arthropoda; Insecta; Lepidoptera; Tortricidae. Gene Ontology annotation, biological process: protein localization to membrane.
AUUUCUACGACUAGCAACACUCACUGUGGUGACGUUUUCCAGGACCGUGCCGUGUAAAGAUCUCAGAAAAAUCGACAGAAGAAGGAAAAACAAUACUUUUCUACAAAUAUUUUGUGUGUCGAACGUAAAGAUUGAUUAUGUGGACUGUAAUAACGCGUAUCAUUGCAAUUUAAUUAGUCUUUUGAUGUGAUAGUAAAGGAAUAACAUCUCAUCAUGAUCACGACAGCUUCAUUAUUCGUUUGCGCAUUAUCGCUUUUGACAUGUGUAAAAGCGUUUUAUUUACCCGGCUUAGCCCCGGUAAAUUACUGCAGUAAAACCGGCGAGGAUAACGCAAACACUUGCAAAAAUGAAAUCCCAUUGUAUGUGAACAGAUUAAACACAGAAGAGUCAGUGAUACCAUUUGAAUAUCACCACUUUGAUUUCUGCACAACAGAUGAAACUCAAUCCCCGGUUGAGAAUCUUGGACAAGUUGUGUUCGGGGAGCGAAUUAGGCCAAGUCCGUACAAGCUGAAUUUUAUGGAAAAUGUGGAUUGUGCAGCUGUGUGUACAAAGACUUACAAGGGAUCUAACCCGGAGUCGCUAAAGAAGUUGAACUUGUUGAAGAUGGGUAUGGCGCUGUAUUAUCAGCAUCAUUGGAUACUGGACAAUAUGCCGGUGACCUGGUGCUACUUGGUGGAUAAGGAGAAGACUUAUUGCAGCACUGGCUUCCCUAUGGGAUGCCAAGUCAGGAGGGAUUUGGACACAUGUACACCGAUCGUAGCGACUAAUCAAGCCCCGGUCGGCGCAUACUUCCUGUUCAACCACGUGGACAUCGAGAUAACGUACCACAGCGGCGCCGAGGAGGAGUGGGGCGUCGGCUUCGGCGAGAAUGGCGGCAGGAUUAUCUCGGCUAAGAUCAAACCAGCCAGCAUCCGGCACACGAACACCGAAAAGCUCGACUGCAAUGCUCGAACUCCCCUCGAAAUACCCAACAUGCUCACCGGAGACGAGACCUUCUCCAUCACCUACUCCUACAGAGUCACAUUCCACCGGAAUAACACCAUCAAAUGGUCAUCCAGAUGGGACUACAUCCUCGAAUCGAUGCCGCAUACGAAUAUUCAGUGGUUCUCCAUAUUGAACUCGCUGGUUAUAGUGCUCUUCCUUAGUGGAAUGGUUGCUAUGAUUUUGUUGAGGACUCUUCAUAAGGAUAUUGCGAGAUAUAAUCAGAUGGAGUGCGGAGAGGAUGCUCAGGAAGAGUUUGGUUGGAAACUGGUGCACGGAGAUGUGUUUCGGCCGCCGCGGCGGGGAAUGCUGCUGGCUGUCUUCCUGGGAUCCGGGGCGCAGGUGUUCGGCAUGACCUUGGUGACCCUCGCAUUCGCAUGCCUCGGUUUCCUGUCGCCCGCCAACCGCGGCGCCCUGAUGACGUGCGCGCUGGUUGCUUGGGUGUUGCUAGGAGCGGCCGCUGGUUAUGUCAGCGCGCGUAUCUACAAGAGCUUCGGCGGACGGCGGUGGAAGAGCAACAUACUGCUCACUUCGAUGGUGUGCCCUGGCGUGGUGUUCUCCCUGUUCUUCAUAAUGAACCUGGUUCUCUGGGGCAAAGGCUCAUCGGCGGCCAUUCCAUUUUCGACCCUAUUGGCGCUGCUGGCUCUGUGGUUCGGAGUGUCUGUGCCGCUAACAUUCAUCGGCGCUUACUUCGGCUUUAGGAAGAGGAUCCUGGACCACCCUGUGCGCACCAACCAGAUCCCCCGACAGAUCCCUGAGCAGUCUCUCUACACGCAAGCAGUGCCCGGCGUUGUUAUGGGCGGUGUGCUGCCGUUCGGCUGCAUCUUCAUACAACUGUUCUUCAUUCUCAACUCUCUGUGGUCUAGCCAGAUGUACUACAUGUUCGGCUUCCUAUUCCUCGUGUUCGUGAUCCUCGUGAUCACAUGCUCCGAGACAACCAUCCUGCUCUGCUACUUCCACCUCUGCGCCGAGGACUACCACUGGUGGUGGCGCGCCUUCUUAUCCUCAGGCUCCACCGCUGGUUACCUCUUCGUCUACUGCUGUCAUUACUUCGUCACCAAACUGAACAUAGAAGACGCCGCCUCCACUUUCCUCUACUUCGGUUACACGCUGAUAAUGGUAUUCUUAUUCUUCCUUUUAACGGGCACUAUAGGAUUCAUGGCCUGCUUCUGGUUCGUGAGGAAGAUUUACAGUGUAGUUAAGGUAGAUUAGAUGGACUCUGUAUGCCCCGUGUCUCAGAUGUUUGGGAUGUGUAAGGAUUUUAAUUCAUCAGUGUAUAGUUGGAUUUACAAAUGUGCUGGUUGCGCAAUUUCAAGUUGAAAAGUGUUCGGAAAAAUUAGGAUUCAUUUUGGAGACGGAAAAUUUCGAUUCUCAUACAGAAAUUUGAGAAGUUUUUGAUAUUUUGGAAACUCUGACGGCACAUCAGUAGAUGGAUUUAUGUAUGUUCAAACAAAAGAUGUUAAGUAAUAAACAUCAAAUUUCAACGUCAUCAAGGUUGAAAGUAUGCUGAACAUUUUUUUGGCCUGUAAGUCGACGUCGAAGAUAUGUUUACCCUUUUAAAUCGUAUUCAGUUGUGAUGAAGUGAAAAAUGUAUACAUAUCUUUAACGUCUAUACUAUUGAGGGCGUUUCUGCAGAUACUUAUAUCCGAUAGCGGAGAGUACACAUAAUAAACGAAUGUAACAUACAGUCAAAAGGAAUAUGUAAAGUAUUGCAUGAACUUAAAGCGUCCUUAUGAUGAAGUAUAGUUGCUAUGGGAUCAUCGGGAUCUCAAAAUUGAGUGAAUGUACAUUCUAUUUGCUGAUUUGACAAAUUAAUGUUUAAUUCUAACAAUUUCCUGCAGUAAUCGGUUAUUGGUACACAACAGUGAAUAAUGAAAACGAUAUUAGGGAUAAAAAAUAAUGAAAAGGUUGAUGUGAGCAAUAAGUAAUUGUUAAUUGAGAUUUUGCAGAAUGAUACAGAUUUAAAGAGUUUAUACA